Messenger RNA from Schistosoma guineensis, 1701 nucleotides. Lineage: Eukaryota; Metazoa; Platyhelminthes; Trematoda; Strigeidida; Schistosomatidae. The record is from the annotation of a GenBank genome assembly.
AUGAUACAAGAGUUCACUGAUGAAAUCGUUCAUGGGGUUCAAUGUUAUUCACAAUGUUCAGAAACCAAAUCAUUUGUCGAGUUACAAAUGCAAACGGAAUCUUAUCAAGUGUUUCAUCGUGGUACGCAAUCGAGACGGUAUAAAACUCAAGAACUUCAAACAAGCUUUUGUCAUCAAGAUGAAACACUGCAUAAUGACAUACUUACUAACAACGAUAAGUUGACUGAAGAAACAAGAAUAUUAUGUUUUCUUAAACGUACUGAGCCAAUCGUUACAAAAGAGAUACAAAAAAAUAUCCACUCCAAAGUGUUUAGACAAUCACAGUCAAGAAGACCAUUUUAUAGAAAUAAUGCAUCGGUGAAACAUACACUCAUUCUAAAUGAAGCAAAAGAAUCCAAAUUAUCUGUUACAGGAUUAUCUUGGAACUCUAAUGGGACACUAUUAGCGAUAUCAUAUGGAUCAUUGUUUCAUACUGAUUGGUGUACACAUAAUGGCAUGGCUGCACUUUGGAAUGUGUCAAAUGAAACAUUGGUAAUCAAUACUCCUCAGCAAAAAUAUGUAGCAGAUACUUGUCUAAUGUGUAUUAAAUUUCACCCAACAGUUCCAUCUUUGUUAGCUGGAGGGACAUUUACAGGAGAUUUAGUCGUCUGGAAUCGUACCAACGAAAAUGAUCAUCUAUUAACCAGUAUCGGAAGUAUGCACAGUGGUCAUAAGGAUUGUAUCAAUCAAAUCAGUUGGAUACGAGAUAGUCUAGAGUCUAACUUACAAAAUCUAACUUCCGAAAAAUUCAGUCGGUAUACAACAACUUAUAAGUUAUUAAGUUCAGGAAGUGAUGGAAGAAUUGUUUGUUGGCGAAUUGAUCUGUGUCACUUAGGAAAUGUGAACUGUGUUAAGAUUUUUCAAAUAAGACAUAAAGAUCAGAGUCCUUUACCAAUAUCCAACCAUUUUAAUUCAUUAAAGAAAUGCAGUCUCUUUCGGUCAGAUCUAUCCGAAACAAUAAAUAGUGACAGAGCAGUUAAUAUAACUUGUAUUUCAUUAGCUAAAAAUGAUCCAGAAAAAUUUGUUGUUGGAACAGAAACAGGAGGACUAUUAAUAUGUCAAAUAAAUUCUGUUAACUGGAAUGAAACAUAUAAAGAAUCCUUGGAAGAAUACAUACAGUCACCGGUUAGAUUUUCACUUGCUCGUCAAGAUGGUCCGAUUUAUUCAGUAGAUUGGAGUAAAUUCUAUCCCAAUCUUAUUAUAGCUUGUGGGUUCAAUCAUUGUAUUCAGCUUUUCAAUGUACUACAAAAAUCUCCAUUAAUAAGUUUAGAUCCAAAUUAUGGUUCAAUACUUGUUGUUGAAUUUUCCUCAUAUUUAUCAAAUAUUUUUUUCUGUAUAACCGAAUAUCAUCAUAUACUUAUUUAUGAUUUAACUGGUGAUGAAGAAAUUAAUCCAAUGUACAAUUAUUUUAAUGAAGAGAAACUGUAUAGUCUUCAACGUGAACUACUGUAUACAUUGACAUCUCAAAUUAAUAAUGAUAUUCAAAGUACAAUUGUAUCUGCGAAACUUAAUGAAAAAGAUUCUAAACUUGUUGCUACUGGAAGUACAAGUGGGAUUGUUUAUGUAUGGGAUUUUGGUAAUCUAAUCAAUGAAUUAUCGUUAAAAUCAGAAUGUUACGUAGAAAGCAAUUCAAACCAGCCGUCUAUUCUAGUACUUUCAUAA